UUCAACCUCACACGAGUUACACCCUUAAUAUUUUCACUCUAACUGAAUUCAAAUCGCUAUAUAAAUCUUCAAUUAGACGAACCACUAAAAACCAAUUCAUCUCACGAUCUCAAUGGCUUUCAUUUCCAUUCUCUUAACAUCUCUUCUCAUUGUCAUCCACCCAACCUCCUCCGCCCCAUGGCCAAACUCACCACCUCCACCUCCUCCUAAUCCGGCCCAACAAGCUUGUAAAGUUACCAAGGACCCAAAAAAAUGCGAAGAAUCACUCAAAGAAUCCCCUACCAAAAACGCAACGGAAAUCAUUCAAACCGCGUUAGACAUCUCCUACAGCACCAACCUUAUAGCCCAAUCCAUGACACAAUCGUUAUACGAGGCAUCCGUAGGCAAUCUCAGCGUUAUCACCAUCACUAAGAACUGCCUCGACUAUCUCGAAAAUUCAGCCUACCGUCUCAUAUCAACAAUCGACGCAUUCGAAGAUCGCGAGAUCAAAAACUGCCGCGCAUGGACAAGCGCAGCGUUAACCUACCAGUACGACUGUUGGUCCGAAUUACAAAUCGUAAACAACGAGGACACAGACUUGAUUAACGACACUAUGACGUUUGUAGACACUCUUGUGGGUUACACUAGCAACGCUUUAAGCUUCAUAAUGGCGUUCGACGUGUAUGGGGACCAAACAGCGUCAUGGAAGCCGUUGAAGACGGAGAGAGACGGGUUCUGGGAGGGUGGUGGUGGUGGUGGUGAACCAGAGUUGGAGAUUCCACUUAGGUUAUUGGCUAGGAGUGAUGUAUCGGUUUGUAAGCCUGAUUACGAUCAAUGUACGUAUGAGACAGUGCAGGAGGCUGUGAAUGCAGCACCAAAUUGGAGUAGAGGGUGGCGGUUUGUGAUAUAUGUGAUGAAAGGGUUUUAUGAGGAAACGGUCCGGGUUGGGAUUGAAAAGCAGCAUGUGGUGAUUAUAGGGGAUGGGAUGGGAAGAACGAUAAUUGCUGGGUCUUUGAACGUGAGUCAGCCUGGAGUUUAUACGUAUAACACACCCACACUCGCGGUUCUCGGGGAUGGAUUCAUGGCAAGUCAUUUGACCAUACGGAACAAAGCCGGACCCGGUGCUCACCAAGCCGUAGCCUUCCGGUCCGACAGCGACUUGUCUGUCAUCGAAGAAUGCGAAUUUACAGGCAAUCAAAACACUUUUCACGCCCGCUCACUUCGCCAAUUUUACAACUCAUGUCGUAUAACCGGCAAUGAAGAUUUCAUAUUUGGCAAUUCUGCCACCUACUUCGAAAACUGCACCAUCCUGAUUCGUCCACGUCAGUUAAAUCCCGAAAAGGGCGGGGACAAUGUAGUGACCGCACAAGGACGGAUAGACCCCGCCCAGUCCACAGGUUUUGUGUUCCAUAAUUGUUCGAUCAAUGGAACGGAAGAGUACAUGAAGUUGUACAAAAGCAAUCCUAAAGUCCACAAGAAUUUUCUUGGGAGGCCCCAGAAGGAGUUCUCACGGACGCUCUUCAUUGGUUGCCAUUUCGAGUCGUUGAUCACACCACAGGGGUGGAUGCCAAGGGAUGGUGAUUUCGCAUUGAAGACGCUUUAUUACGGGGAGUUGAAUAAUAGUGGUAAGGGAUCAGAUUUGUCGGGACGGGUGAACUGGAGUAGCCGGAUUCCGCCUAAUCAUGCAAAUGUGUAUUCGGUCCGAAACUUCCUUCAAGGUGAUCAAUGGAAGCUUAAUGUAACACCCAGCUAUUCUGAGCUUGUACGGUACUAGUGUGACAUGUGUUAUGAUUAUAUAAAGGCACUAAAUUAUUAAAUAUAAGAUUAAUAUGAGGUAUUUGA
This is a messenger RNA of Helianthus annuus (common sunflower), 1821 nucleotides long. RefSeq names its product probable pectinesterase/pectinesterase inhibitor 51. The transcript has 2 exons. The record is from RefSeq and is a predicted model, not a curated record. NCBI's taxonomy places the organism in Eukaryota, Viridiplantae, Streptophyta, Magnoliopsida, Asterales, Asteraceae. Gene Ontology annotation, molecular function: pectinesterase activity; pectinesterase inhibitor activity. Bases 113 to 1753 code for a protein of 546 amino acids. Gene Ontology annotation, biological process: cell wall modification.